This is a messenger RNA of Plodia interpunctella (Indianmeal moth), 12479 nucleotides long. Its product is annotated as intermembrane lipid transfer protein VPS13A-like. Gene Ontology annotation, biological process: protein targeting to vacuole; protein retention in Golgi apparatus. Gene Ontology annotation, cellular component: extrinsic component of membrane. The record is from RefSeq and is a predicted model, not a curated record. Lineage: Eukaryota; Metazoa; Arthropoda; Insecta; Lepidoptera; Pyralidae. Bases 145 to 10641 code for a protein of 3498 amino acids. The transcript is spliced from 59 exons.
GUUUACAAGGUGUUUCGACCGGGAGGUGAUUGAUAUUACUCUGUUACCGAUUUCUGUGUUUGUUCAGUAUGAACAAGAACUGAAAGCCUGUGUUUACUCCCAUGGGAUUGAAAGGUCGCGAAUUAGUACCUGAACCUAUUCAACAUGUUCGAAGGCGCAGUGGCCGGUAUCCUCAACCGGCUGCUGGGAAAGUAUGUGCAGGACUUGGACACGGAGAACCUCAACGUGGGCAUCUUCUCCGGGAGCGUCAACCUGACCGACCUGAAGCUCAAGCCUGAAGCUCUGUACGAGCUAGACCUGCCAAUAGAUGUGAAGAUCGGUACCAUCGGGCGCAUCAACCUGCAGAUACCGUGGGCCGGGCUGUACACCCAGCCUGUCAUCGUCCACGUGGAAGAUGUGCUGGUGCUGGUCGGUCCAGCGAUAUCUAACAGCUGUUUCGAUCCAGAAAGAGAAAAACGCCUGAUGCGGGCGGCCAAAAGGAAGAUAUUGCAGGACUUGGAAGCCGAGAGCGAGAUACUGAAGGGCCCCCAGAACUUCUUCGAACAUUUGUUCACGGCGAUCGUGAACAACCUUCAGAUCUACGUGAGGAACGUGCACGUGAGAUACGAAGACUCCAUCAGCUCGAAGGACGGGCCGCUGGCGUGCGGGUUGUGUCUGCAGAGCCUUUCCAUUGAGACUACUAAUAGCAAAUGGAAGCCAUCGGUGACGCCCCCAAACGCGACUACAGUGUACCAAAUGCUCCGAGUGGAGUCCCUCUCCCUGUACUGGAGUCCCACAGCCACCGCUCUGGACGACCACGAGACCGCGCACAUCACGCCGAUACAGUAUUACAACUGGAAGCACUAUAUGCUGACCGGAUUGCAGAAUUUCUCCAUGCACCAUGAGGACUUCGAGUUUUUACUGAAACCCUUAUCGUGCAAAGUGAAAGUGCUCAUCAACCGCUCGGGAGAAGCGAGGGUGCCCCGUCUACUGGUGGACGCGGUAAUCCAAGAUAGCGCAUUGCAGCUAUCCCGAACCCAGCUGCUCUCGAUACACAACCUGCUGGACUCUGCGCAGAGGAUCAAGCUGAACAGAAAAUACCGCCACCACCACCCCGGUGUACCGCUAUCAAAAGACAUAAAAAAAUGGUGGCUCUACGCCUACAACGCAGUCCUAGAACAGCGUGUACGUCCAUUCACGUGGACGUCGAUAAAGAAGCACAGGCAGAAUUACAACGCAUACAAACAGACGUACAAGAGUACGUUGAGGAGUCCUAACGAUACAGAGCUGAAGCUGGACCUGCAGAAGUGUGAGGACAGCCUGCCGAUCGUGUCGGUGGUUAUAGCGAGGGAACACGCUAAGUUUGAGCUGCUGUCGCAAGAACCAGAUCGCAUACAAGUGGUGGAAAGCGAGAUAGACUGGUGGCUCCCGACCCUAGAAAGUGAGGAAGAAACUCAUCGCAGCUCGCUCUGCGUGAAGUCUGGGCGCAGCGGCACGUUGUGGAGCCACCUCUCCAGUCCUGAGAAGAAGAGGGUCUGUGAGCUGAUAGGGUAUGUGGAGGGAGAGCCCAGGGAUGUCUCCAAGCAAUGUAUUGAGCACAAACUGAAUCUAACGCUAGCCAAUAGUUCCCUGACUCUGAUGAACAGGUGUAAGGAAGUGAUGGUCGUCACUCUCACCCAGUUCCUCGCCUCGUUGGAAACUAGACCUUCGGCUAAGGCUUAUAAGCUGUCAGUCCGCGCAGAAAGCGUCGUAGUGGAAGGAAUCACCUCUGACGGGGAGCUGGUGGCCCUCGCCAGCCCCGAGAGGGGCGCGGGGGGCGCCGCGCCCGCCGCACAUCUGCUGGCUUUGGACUUCGAGAGGAAUCCCAUAGCUAGCGACGCCGAUUAUGGACUGUGUUUGUCCUUGGAGCCGCUGGAGUUAAUGUAUAUUGAGCACUCUGUCACCGAGCUGAUAAACUUCUUCCAAACUCACUCGAUGACGUCCGAAGAUCUGCUCGAAGAGGUGACCCACGCGGCAGACAAAGCCAUAGGCAUGAGCCGGUCUGUGCUGGCGUACGCCGUCAGCCGCAGGAAGGUGUUCCAGCUCAAUGUGGACAUCAGGGGACCUUGUGUGGUCGUGCCCGAACACGGUUGCGUUCAUAAGUCCGGUCGCGUGAUGAUUCUGGACAUUAGCCGCGUCCUGGUCAAGUGUGAGCUGCAGCCGCCGAACCUGACGCUAGAGGACGCCACUUGUAUGGAGCUCGAGGAGAGAUUGUAUGACAGGUUGCAUGCUGAUUGCUCGGUGCAGGUGCUGUUCUGUGAAUGGACGGACGUGUGGCGCGAGAUGAGGAGGCACGCGGACUCGGAGCUGCACCUGGUGCCGAAGAUACGCGCCCAGCUGGUGUUCUCCAACAGCAUCAAGAAGGAUUAUAAACUCCUGCCAAGAUAUAAACUAAACAUAUCCCUAUCAAGCUUCAAGCUGAACCUCUCAGACCGUAUCAUUGGUCUUCUAAUGGACUUCGUGGACAACCUCCCAAUACCAGUUCCCAACACAGUCCCAUUGUCAUUCAUAGACUGUGGGGAAUAUGAGGAAGAUGAAGAAGAAGUGGAAGCCAUGGCUAAAGACUUGGUGUCCGCUGACCCUGGGUACAAGGAGCUGGUGGAUCUGAAGCAGAGAAUUGUUGCCGCGUAUUUGAAGAGGAAUAAGGUGACGGAAUCUCCAUACGAGUCUGCGGGCGCUCGUGUGGGCUUCCAGCAGGCGUCGGAAGCGUCCGUGUCGAGCGAACUCAGCGACGAGGACAUGGAGGUGUACGCCCGCUGCGUGGACCUGCCGGGGUUCGACGACAACGUGUCCCCGAGUAACAACAUACUGGUGCUGCUGCGGUUCAUCAUAGGGGAAAUCGUGAUAAACCUCUCCCGUUCCACGGACCAGACGGAGAAACCCUACGUGAUGCUGAGCAUCAGUAAGGUGUGCCUGGACGUGGCCCUGAUGGAGUUCGGGCCGGCGGUGCAGCUGUCAGUGGGCCAGGCGUUGCUGACAGACAAACAGCACCACAGCGCCACUGGACAGUAUCUAGAGCUGCUCACGACCACUGGGGAACUCUUCAACUUGUUGUACAGAAAGGUCCGUGCGGAUUGCCCGGAGUUCCGGUCGCACUUCCACAGCGUGGAGCAGAGCCUGGUGGCGGACGCCGGCCGCGUGUCGCUGACGCUGCACGCGGAGGCGCUGCGCACGCUCUGCAAGUACUUGCAGUACAUCUGCCACAAAGUGCAGCAUCGCCACUCGCUGAACCUGAAGAAAGUGGUGGUGCCCCGCGGCGAGGCCCUGUGGCACAGUCUCCUGCGCCCCCACCUCGACCCGCCCGUGCCCUCGGGCGCCACCAAGUUCAGUUACUCCGUCAGAAUGUCGUCGAUAUCAGCGAAGCUGUGUCACCUGGACUGUUCUCUAGUGGAGCUGAAGCUGGCUAAUCUGGAGAGCGAUUGCGUUUUCCGAGCUAACGACAGAAUGAUCUUCAAGCUGUACCUGAGCUCCCUACAGCUGGACGACUUGUCUGAAGCUACGCUGUAUCCUAAGUUGGUGUGGCCAGACGAAGACAAAGUGCUGGAGCUGAAAUACGUCCGCACGGCGCCGCGAUAUUACGGCGCCGAGCAGUUGCAGGCGCACGGCCAACUCAAGAUCUACGUGGGGCAGCUGCACGCGGUGCUGUUCUGCUGCGUGCUGCAUCAGCUGCAGCAAUUCCUGGAGCCACUGCUGCCCAGCUCUUGCGGCAGUCGCGUGAGCGCGGCCGAGAGAGCGGCCGCGGAGAAGCUGCACGAGCUGCGGCACCACGCCACGAGGCUCAGUCUAGCUAUCGAGAUUCACGCGCCAGUGUUGCUGUUACCCCAGAAACCUUCGUCGCCGAACCUCCUCGUUCUUAACAUGGGCGACUUGCUAAUCGAGAACUUCUUCAAGCAAGCGAACUCGGGCCACGGCCACGAAGCCUCGAGCCCCAGCCAGAGCCCCGUCAUAGACAACAUCCUCAUCAGACUGGACAACCUCACCUUCUCCCGCGCGGUCAUGACCCUCGCCGGAACUCUCGAGCUCCAGGAGCCAAUCCUGGAGCCGGUGUCGGUGCGGUGUGACGUGCAGCGCGCGCUGAGCCGCAGCGCACAGCUGCGGACGGCCGCGGCUGCGGCGGCCGAGCCCGUGCUGCUCACGCUCGGCCAGCGCGACCUCGCCGCCCUCUGCGCCGUGUGGGCCGACAACCUGAGCGACGUGCGCUAUAUCGGUAGUCUAGUCCCGAGUUCCCCCGUGGAGCCCGGGGCCGCGGACGUGUCUGUGAGGAAGCUGCAGGCUUUCUUCGCUCAAGGGGAAGCUGUGCGGAAGGAAUUUAUGCUCAGAUUCACCUUAGAAGGCGUAGAACUAAAACUCUUUUCUGACAUGGACGAAGUCCUAAGUUCACCAGUUCGCGACUUGAACCACGGCCUCGCCAAGCUAACAGCUGGUGAAGCUACCUUGCAUCUAGAUUACUAUUCCGACGGCAGCACGGAGCUGCGAGCCAGCUUGCAGAGUCUGUUGAUUGAGGACAUCAGGCCUGAUGCUGGACCUGUGAAGAGGAUGUUGGAGUCGCAAGGCGGGUCGUGCGCGCGCGCAGACGGCAUCAGCGUGCGGCGGCCCGCGCUGCUGGAGCUCACAGCGCGCGCGCGCGCCGGCGCUGCGCACGCGCAGCUGCACGCGCUGCUCGACCGCACGCGGCUCAACCUCUCCCCCUCCUUGUUGCUGCAGCUGGCGCGUGCGCUGCUGCCCGUCGUGCCCGGUGAGAAAGCCCUGGAGGGCGGAGUGGUGAACCACGGAUACGUGGGCGAGGCGGGGUCGCGGCGCGCCAGCCAGCGCACGCGGCCCAGCUCCACUGACUCCACCAGCGGCUACUGUUCCAAUGUGACAUCGAUAGCCGAAGAGUCGCCAGGCCUGUCCGUCUCCAUCCAGUUCCGCCAGCCAGAGAUCAUGCUCUUCACGGACUCCAACAAGGGCGAGGGCCAUGCGUUGCUGCUGCGCACUGAAUUGCUCAUCGACUACUCGUGUCACUCCAACUGCGAGAGUUUGGUCAUAUCCUUGGCUGGUUUGCAGGUGAUGUCGAAACUGCAAUCGAAGCUGAAACAGAUAUCGGGGCUGGUGGUGCUGCAGCCCUGCGACGUGGAGUUCUCCAAGAGCACGAAGCAGGCGGAGGAGGGGCUGCAGCUGGCGCUGAGGCUCUCCGACGUGCAGCUGCACCUCGCCCCGUCCACGCUGCACGCUGUCGCUGACAUAAUCGAAGAAAUAACCACGGAACUGACAAUCCCUGACGAGAAAGAACCCUUCAACUUCGCGACCUACAACCCCAAAGCGGAGAAGACGGACGAAGAGCUCUGGUCCCCGAAGAAGAUCACCCCCUACGUGUUGAUCAACCCCUCGGAGAGCUACGUGCCCCCCAGCUACCCGCUGGUGAAGCCGACUGAGACUCUGCUGAUCACCGUGCCCAGUGUGAAGGUUAUAUUUGAACUCCAACAGCCAGUUACAGUUCCUGUGCUCAUUGUCCAGCUGUCGUUGUCAGUGACGCUGCACGACUGGUCGUCGCAGCUGCACGGCAGCGGCCGCGUGCGUGCGCAGGCGCAGUGCUACAACCACACGCUGGCGGUCUGGGAGCCCGUGCUGGAGCCGCAUGUGUGCGGGGAGAACACGCACAGAGUGUGGCAGCUCCAUGCCUCCGUGUUCCAGGCCAAAGCUUACCCGAUGUCGUCACGCGUGGAGCCCAUACAACCGGAAACGGAAGUUGACGGCUCCGUGUCGGAUCAUUCUAGAAGGUCCAAGAAGAAGACCGAGUUCGAAUCCGAAACCUCGGCCGACGAGUGCGAUACAGACAAUGAGAUGACGUUUAUUAGGAACCCAAAUAGAGACGCGAAGCAUUAUAGCAUGGACCUGACGGCUGGGAACAUGUCCUUCCUCUCGGCCCUAGAUCUGGACGAGUCUGACUCCGACAACGAGAACCAGCUGAUGGACAAGCUAGCCACGGCUAUAACACAUCUGUUUACUGAUGAAUCAAGCGCAGAUGAGCAAAGUAACGAGGAAGACUCUUCAGCUCCAGAGCAGAGUGAGGCGGAAGUCAGCGACCGCGAGGAGACUGACAAGAAUGUCAGCUUCGUGGACGACAAGAAGAGGGACGCAGAACCCAAGACUGUGACGUUAAAGGAGCCAAUCCGCGAGGACUCGAUCGACUCGGGCCUGGAGGCGGAGUCGUUCGCGGAGCAGACGUGCACGUACGUGAUCGCGCACGCGCGGCACGCGCUGGCCGCCACGGCCUCCCCCGCGGCGGCGCGUGCGCUGCUCGCCUUCGCUCGCGCGUGCGCAGACCGCGCCGCCAUCAUCACGCCGGACCGCGAUCUGGUGCUCGUCAAUGACAUCGGUCCCGGGUCCACGGUGCACCUGCAGACGAAGUCGGAGAGCGACCUGGCGGGCCGCGACCGCGUGCUGGCCGUCGUGGACUACGACGCGGACACCAGCCGCCCUAGCACUCCCGGUUGUGACUCGUCGUCAGCAGAUCUCCUGGACGACGUCCCCAAUGAAACUAAACCAGAAAUUGCUGACGUGACCGACGAUUGGGAUUGCUGUUUCGAGGGCGGGUUCCCGGCGGGUGCCCCUCCCCCUCCCCCCUAUCGCAGCUCCCCGUCGCCGCCUGCUGCGCCCGCGCAGCUCCACGCCAAGAUCACUGAUCUCACGCUAUCUGUGAGACUGCAUGACUUUGAUCACCUUACCAUCCUGUGCCCGCAACGCAACGUGUCCAAACUGCACGUGUUGCACCCGAGCAAGAACUCCACGCGCUACUACAUCGUGGUGGAGAGGACUUCCAAAUACAACACUAAAAAGAUCGUGGUCAGGUCUCCGUUGCAGAUCCGCAACGAAACCUCGUAUGCCCUCGAACUUUUCUACAAGAAGUCAGAACUGGAAGCCGUAGGCUGUACCCUGGUGGGUACAGUGGCCAACCCGUUCUCGGACACGAUGCGGCUGGCGGUGGUGGCGCCGCAGGACACGUACAACGUGCCGCUCUACAUCGCGUACCACUGCAAGCUGCUGCUACUGCCCUCCCACAAUGAGAGCUACCAGACGAGUAGCCCGGGCGUGUGGUGGGCGGAGCUGGCGCGCGGCGGCGCGCGCGAGCUCGUGUGCGCGCCGCGUGCGCCGCGCGCCCGCCGCGUGUUCGCCGUCAGCGUGCUGGCUGUCGAAGGCUGCCAACCCCACAAAGUGUCUCGAGCAAUACCCAACUACCUCAUACGGGUGAUGCCCCCCCUUGCAAUUUACAAUCGCUUGCCCCACGCCCUGCAGGUCAGGACCGCUGCCACCGAUGGGGCAGACCCCACUGACGGGGCGAGCAAUGCUAACCCGCUCUGGUCUGUGAGGAUAGAGGCUGGGGAAAGGGUGCAUACUCACGCGUUGCAGUUGACACAGUCGCAUAAGUUGAUGAUUGAAAUGCAUUAUAUGGGCUUGCCUUGGACCGGAAGCUUCACUUUGACACCAGAUCUAACAGAGAAGAACAUAAGUAUGUCCAGCGACUACGAAGCGGACGCGGGCGGGGCCGGGAAGCAGCUGUAUGUAUGCGUGCGGGUCGAGAGGAACGAAUGCUGCCAGCUGUACCUGCACGCGCAGCAUUGGAUCAUUAACAAGACUGGGUUGCCACUACAGCUUAAGGGUCGGCACUCGGACGCGUGGUACGAAGUAACUGACGAGCCUCUGCUCUGGAGUCCCGGCUGGUCGCGGAGCUCGAGGGGACGCAGCGAAAAGAUCAGGAUCCGCGCGCACCAGUCGGCGUGGUCGCGCGCGGCGCCGCUGUCGGCCGCCGCGCCCGGGCUCGUCGUGUGCGCGCACACCGAGCGCCGCACGCACUACCGGCUGCUGCUCAACGUAACCCUGUCAGAGCUGUGCCCUCAAUUGACGAAGAUCGUGACCCUGCUACCGUACUUCUUGGUGUAUAACGACACCAAAAGACAUCUCAGGUUCAUGGAAGAGAACGAGGCCGCAGACCUUUGGUUUGAUUUGGCGCCGCAGCAGUGCACUGCGUUCUGGCCGCACACUGACUCGAUGUCCAUGCACUGCAAGUAUCGAGACUCUGCUGUCGUGUCCCAGCACUUCCCUAUCACGAGGAACCACUUUACUGUGCUCAGGAUGGAUAAAGGGACGGCGAUAUGCGUGGAAGUGACGGGAGGCACCGACCGGCCCUUCACCAUAACCUUCAAGCCAUACUGCGCCGGCGACGCGCCAGUCAGGAUCGACAACCUCUGCGACGACCUCUUCUUGAAGCUGCAUCAGGCUGAUAGCGGACAGGUGGCGCUACUGAGCCCCUACCAGUCCAUGCUGUACACGUGGGACGACCCGGCCAAGGAGAGGAAACUAUUGUGGAAUAUUUACAACAACAAGGGCAAGGGUUUCGUUGCUGAUUUCACGCAGGAUGGAUUUGGCGAGGAAAAGGUCAGCUUCCACUCAGUCAAGCACUCGACCCUGGUCGCGACCAACAGCGUCACCUCCAAACUCACCUCCACGCUCAAACGACUCACCCCCAGAUCACCUGAACCCUGUUCCUCGAGUAGCGACGACUCUGACAGCUCAGACCUUCCGGACAUCCAUCAGAAGACCAAAAAGAUGAGGAAAGAUAAAGUGAUUGUCUAUUGGAUAUCGUACAUGGAAAGCUACCAAAGAGUGUUCGCGUUAGCGCAAGAUGAAAGAAUCGCUUAUCAAUACAAAAUGAGAAUCAAUUCAGAAAGGAGCAAUUAUGAGGUGUACUUGUCGUUACCCGGAGUUAGUCUGUCCGUCUGCGUGCCGACUAAUACAGGAGUCAAAGAAUUGGCGUACUUGAGCAUCACAGAUUCGCUGCCGCGAUGGGAGGUCAACAUUAAUUGCAAAUGGAAGCAGUUAUCCACGGAUUUGACCGCUUGGGUCGAGGACAAAUACCAGAACGAUCAGAAGAAAUGCCAAUUGAAAGAGUACAUACAUAUAGAUUUGGAAAAAAUGCAAAUGACUAAACCAUUCUUUGCGGAGUUACGGCGGUCUUACAACCCGGCCGUUUGGUUGCAACUGAGGAAGUCUGAUACGUAUACGUACUGCCAUUUGAAGUUGCAAAGAUUGCAAUUAGACAACCAGCUGAACGAAGCUGUAUUCCCUAGUGUUUUAUACCCAGCCCCUUUGCCCUCUGAAGCUAGAUGCAGCCUCGGUUUGAAGCCUUGCGUCGAGAUCGUCGCUUUGAAGCAACACAGACCAUCGCUCAACCAGGACGUGUACAAAUAUCUCAAAGUCUUGAUAAGGGAAUACAGUGUGAACUUGGAUAGGGGAUUUGUGAAUCACGUUUUCGACAUUUUGAACCAUUGGAACAUCGAGGAGAAGCCAGCAGUCAGGUUGCGGGCCGACUUGGCGUUGGUCCAUAUGCCUCUGCCGAUUAUAGCGAUCAAAAGCCAGACUAAUGCGCAGAGAAAUGUGGUUUUUGAAUACGUGCACUUAUCGCCUAUUAAAAUCGUGUUGAGUUUGUCUUCUAGAGGAUAUUUAGCGGAUAACACGAAUAGUCCAGGGAGGAGUAGGUUCUGGAACAAGAGGGAGAAUCGGCCGAAGCUGUUUAAUAGCGAUCUUUUGGAGUAUUUGUUCAACUCGUGGGGCUCGUCGCUGUGUGAUAUGAAGGAUGUAGUUUUAAGAAUGUCGUACCUCGAGCUCCGCAACGCCCCCGUGCCGCUGUCCGGAGUGGUGGAGGCCGCCUCCCGCCACUACUGGACGCAGCUGGUGCAGCAGUUCUAUGUGCUCGUGCUGGGGCUGAACAUCCUGGGGAACCCCUACUCCCAUAUCGGAGAUUUCUGCAGGAACUUGAAGAAUUAUUACGAGCCUUCUUUGUAUUGUGUUCAGGGUUGUGUGGGCGGGCGACGGGCGGCGGGCGUGUCGUGCGACGUGUGGCGCGACGCCGCGGCGCUGCUGGCGCGGCCGCGCGGCGCCGCACACAGAUUAGAAGAGGAAUCGAUAAAGAACGACAUCCCCGACGCAGUUGUACUGGGCGACGUCACCAACCCGGCCAGCGUGGCGCUGGUGCUCACAGGACUCAUAGCCAGGCCUACGUUUGAUGAAGACUAUGUUGUUAUUCGCCACGUGUGCCGCGAAGCAGCGCGCUCGUCGCUGACGCGUCAACUCGGAGUGAGUUCAGCUGAAACUACUUUGAAGGCGUGUGUUGAACGCAGUGGUGGACGAUUGAUCGCUCGCAGGAGACUGCCGAGACACUGUGCUUCUAUUGACGGCAUAAGACCGUAUUCCCAACAUGAGGCUAUUGGGCUCCAAUUGUUGACGCUGUUGGGGCGAGGCCACUACGCUGACACAGACGAGUAUUUGGCGCAUGCGCACCUCGGACCUAAAUCCAACUCCACGCUUCUUAUAUCUACGCAGCACAUAUUCAUGGUGCGCGCGGGCGCCAACAGCGGCUCGUGGCACACCGAGUGGGCCGUCAAGCUGGACGAGCUGGUGGGCGCGCCCGCCGCGCUGGGGGACAGGCUGCUGCUGAACAUUAAACAGGAUGAGAUGGUCAACUAUUUCUCCACGGACGAGAAGGUGAUCGAAGUCUCGGAGCCGGAGGUCCUGUCAUGGCUAAAAGCCAAAAUCGAAUGUGCUCUCAUACUCGCUUUGGAGGACAAACGAUGUCCUUCUGACUAAACUGACCUAUUAAUCGAUUUGGUUCACAUCUGCUCUUAAACUGUUGUAUAUUUUAAUUAUCACACAAAUAAUGUACCGCAUGUGAAAAUGGGUGUUGACAGACGGACAGACAGACAAGUUGAUCCUAGUUUCGUAUUCGCUUUAAGAGGUACUAAUAUACAUACGAUUACAACAUAUGACUUCAUUUAUGUAUAUAUAAAGUAACUAUACAUUUGGAUUAAACAGGCGUUUAACGUUUUUUUUAUACAUAUAUAUUAACAAUGGCGAUACUUAUGUAUCUAAUGUAACAUACAUAAUUAUGACGACUAAGUUUUCUACAUUUUGAUACGGAACAAUGGCGAUGAAGAACUGAAUUUUUGAAACAUUUAUCAAUGUGACAGACACCGAAUUUAUGCAUAGAGACAUGCCCUUUAUUUAUUAACGAAUUUUAGGUCAAAUGCCAUCAUUAUGGAGAGGUCUUCUGAUACUUAUAGAGACCAUUUUAAAAACUACUAAAGUGCUUGUAAAGGAAACAUUACAAUUAUUGAAAAGAUCGUUUUUGGGAAGAGGAAAAAAGGAGGACCUUAAAAGUAGCUUCGAUACCACUUCAGUAUAAUACGAAGAAAUGCUUCACGUUUUGAGACAAUACGCUUGGCGUGCCGCGCGACACGCUUAGCCCAUUUCCAUUCCAUUGCGAAAAUGUCCAUAGUAAAAAUCUUGGAAAUUAAGCCAAAUUAAUUAAUUUUAUAUUAAUAAAAUUUAAGACUAAAUAUCUAACAAAAAAGUAUAUACCACAAUUAUAAUGUAAUCAUAGUACUUCUUACUUUACCGAUGUUGCAUCGUCGCUUAAGAUUUGAUUAUACUGAUUGUUAAUGUUCCAAUUACAUUAGUGGGUGUGUAUUUGUGUUGAUCGCAUCACAUCGCAAACCUAACUUUGGAACAUAUCAGCUUUUUAUUACAACAAUAAUUUUACUAUUUAGAUUUUGCGUUUGCAAUUCUAACGAAAUUAAUAGUUACUAUUUUUGAUUAAUUUUUCUAUAUCUACUAGUUCGUAGCUGUAAACUAAUUCAAAUUGUGACGUACCAGGGGUUAAGGUACUGUCGAUUUUUAGUUACGCAUGUGAUUGUAAUCUGCUACUCUUAUUAUAUUCAGAUCAAAAACAAAAACACAUACAAAAAACUGACCAGAAGGUUUACGUCACAAAAAAUAUCCUUGGAAAUCAGAAAAUUACUUCACAAAAAAAUAUUAACUUUCAUUGUAAUGGUGAAAUAUAUUAUGCUCUUUGUGUUAAAAUUUAAAAAAAUACAGGUUUUGUUACGAUAAUAUCUGUUUCUAUUAUUAUUAUUAGAAAAUAGUUACAAAGAUUUUCUUCCAAAGAAAAACUAUUUUAUUUAACGAAAUAUAUAUGUUGACCAAGUCUAGUCAAAUGGAGCUUUAUUGCGGAUUGUUUUAGAAUUAAGAUAAUUAUAACCCCUUUGAUGCAUUUAAAAUUAAAAUGCAGAAAAUGCGCACACGCAUUUAAUAAAAAAAAAUCGCAAAUUCUAAUAAAAGUGGUACAUACUACUUCUUCAGUCGUAGUCUUCAUUUCUGAAGGUCGUACAUAUGUAUUUUAUUUUAUUUUUAUCUUACUAUAAUAAAAUGUUGUAAAUAUGUACACAACACAGCUUCAUAAAUCACCAAAAUUAUUUUAAUUUCAAUAAUAAUUGUAUAACUUUCAUACCAAUUUAUUUACUUUAUCUAUAAAAUAUCUUGUAAUAUUCAUGUGAGCUUGCAAAUCAAAUGAUUUACCUCAUAAAAACCUCAUUUGCCUAUUGAAUUUUAAUUUGCUGUUUUAUAAAUAUAUAAAAAUAUUGAGACGA